CACCUCAGUACCAGGUAACCAUCCUAACAGUGUAGAACUGGAGAUUUUAACUCUGUAAAGUAUAAUGACGCGCUAGCGUAGACCCAACUCCCAUUCAUUCGCAGCAAAAUAUAGCCUAGCAGAGAUGUAAACCAUCACGGUUUAGGUGAAUGUGAAAACUCGCGUGGGUUAAAACCAGCGUUGAAAUCUCUCAACAUUAAAACUAUAAAACCCAGCUGUAUAAUGAAUCCUGUAAAAAUACUUGUGAGAACACUUGUUAUAUUCACUGCUAUAUAUACUGUGAAAGGGACAACGUCCCAAGAACUAGAAGAACAAUUACUUAAAAAUCUUGGAAUGAAAAGACGACCUCGAUCCAGUUCCAGGCAUAUCCCUGAUCAUAUGAUAAGAAUGUACGAGGCCCAGUCGGGUUUAAGUUUUGAAACAACAAAUUUUCCAACAGCAGGGAAACAUACAGACACAGCAAACACUCUGAGAAGUGUACCUGCAACAAGAGACAGUGCUUUACUCAAUCAAAAUAAACUUAGAACUUUUUUAAAAUUUGACAUCGGUCAUUUGCCGAACGAAGAGCUGAAAGCAGCCGAACUUCGAGUUCACAUUAAUCCCUCGCUGCGGGGGAAAGUGUCGAAAAAACAUCGUCUUUUUAGCCUUUCAGUACUCGAGGUUAUUCAAGCUAAACGAGGUUCGGCCCCGUUAAUGAGAUUACUUGAUACUAAACCCCUGGAUUGUUUAGAUGAAGUUACAGAGGGUUGGUUUACACUAGACGUACUCCCUGCAGUGGAACGGUGGCAGGGUGGUAAGGGAAGCGGCGGGCUUGUUAUUCAGAUAAAAGGUGGUGGUGGGGGAGGAAGUGAGAAUGUAGAUUGGGCGGUCAGCUUCCCAACCCUUCUAAUAUACUCAGACGACGGACGGGGGAAAAGUCGAAGUACAAGAAGUACUAAACCAAAGCGGAAACAUCGACGAAAACCAGGAACUCGACAUAGAGAUAGAAACUGUCGUCGGCACAAACUUUACGUCGACUUUCAAGAUGUUGGUUGGAACGACUGGAUUGUGGCUCCGCCUGGUUAUCAUGCCUACUUCUGCCACGGCGAAUGUCCCUUCCCAAUGGCGGAUCAUUUGAACUCAACAAACCACGCCAUUGUACAAACUUUAGUGAACAGUGUAAACCCAAGCGCAGUGCCGCGUGCCUGCUGUGUGCCGACCGACCUAUCACCGAUAUCAAUGCUCUACCUUGACGAACAAGAGAAGGUUGUCCUGAAAACCUACAAGGACAUGGUAGUGGAGGGGUGUGGCUGCAGAUAGUCCUCCCCCCUCUUCUUGAAUCUAACCUCGCAGGCUGUGUUAGCCCCCCCUGGGGGCGUAUCUCUAUUUUGGGUUUAAACCCCCUCGCCACCCUCCUCCUCAGUCAGGCGGUCAACCCCGCCCUCACGUAUAUACACUCAGUAAUCCAGUUGAUCAGCAGUAGAAGCAGUGGGAUAGAGUAAUCUUAAUAUUAUAAUUAUGUAGCAUUUCACUUUAUCUAUAUUAUAUUAAAAUAAAUAUUCAAACAUUGUCAA
This is a messenger RNA of Eurytemora carolleeae, 1553 nucleotides long. RefSeq names its product bone morphogenetic protein 2 (gene dpp). The record is from RefSeq and is a predicted model, not a curated record. The transcript has a single exon. The coding region runs from base 223 to 1299 and encodes 358 amino acids. Gene Ontology annotation, biological process: SMAD protein signal transduction; BMP signaling pathway. Lineage: Eukaryota; Metazoa; Arthropoda; Copepoda; Calanoida; Temoridae. Gene Ontology annotation, molecular function: growth factor activity; cytokine activity. Gene Ontology annotation, cellular component: extracellular region.